UAUUUUCUCGCUUACCAAACAGGGGGAGAAAGCGAGAGAUUCAUCGUUUACUCGUGCUUUUGGCUCCCUUUCGGACAAGCGAACUUGAACUGAAAGCCACGUCGAUCUCUUCACCCGCUCUGUUAUUUUCUUCUCCAAAUUUUCCCUAGAAAACUACGCCAUAAAUUUUCUCAGCUCCACCUUCAUACUCUCAUUCUCAAUCGAACGUGAUCGGUGUUUGAUUUGAUACUAACAAUAGUUUGUGAAAUCUACUGUAGAAUCAGUUAGAAAAUCGUAGAGAUAUGGACAUUGCAUGUAAUUUUCGGCAGUCAAACUUGUUUCAUAGAAGUGAAGUUACAGGUUACAGUACUUCAGAUCGUUUGGAUUCACAUUUGAAGUUUAGGUUUAGAAGUAUUGGUUGUAAUGUUCUUGGCAAUCAAAGAGUUCUCUCGAAAUCAUACCUGAAAAAUAAGGUGAAGAAAAUAACUGUGUCUAGCACGAACAGUAGUGUCCAUUCAAGUGUACUUGGUAAAAGAGAUUUUGAUAACAAUCUGUGGGGUUAUAAUUCACGUGGAUCUUUGAUUUGUAACUUUGUUAAUGUCUUUAAGACAUCAAGGGGAGUAGUUAGGUUGCGGUGUCUGGGCAACGACUCAAUAGCUUACAUUGAUGGUAAUGGUCGAAAUGUAGAAUUUGUUGAAAGCCAUAAUGAAGAAUUAAUCAAUCCGGAGUUGAAUAAUGGUUUGGGGGAAGAAGUAGGGGAAGGAGAAGAGAACGAGGGGCCGACUUUGGAUGAAUUGAGGGAGUUUUUGCAGAAGGCGCUUAAGGAAUUGGAGGUUGCGCGGCUUAACAGUACCAUGUUUGAGGAGAAGGCUCAGAGAAUAUCGGAAGCUGCGAUAGCAUUGAAGGACGAUGCAGCAAAUGCUUGGGAUAAUGCUAAUUCUACGCGUAAUACCAUUCAAGAGAUUGUGAAUGAAGAAACUGUUGCUAAAGAAGCUGUUCAGAAAGCAACAAUGGCCCUUUCUUUGGCUGAAGCAAGGCUUCAAGUGGCAGUGGAUUCAGUAGAAGCUAGUGAUUUAGAAUAUGAAAGUGGAGGGGAUGAGUCGAAUAUAUUAAGGAAAGAUGAGGAAGCAGUCUUGGUUGCUCGGGAUGAUAUUAGAGUUUGUCAAGUUACUUUGACAAAUUUGGAGGCAGACUUGAGACAAUUGCAAAGCAGAAAAGAGGAAUUGCAAAAGGAAGUGGACCGGCUAAAUGAGAUUGCAGAGAAAACAGAAAUGAAUGCUUUAAAAGGGGAGGAAGAUGUGGCAAAUGUGAUGCAUUUAGCAGAGCAAGCUGUUGCUUUUGAACUUGAGGCAGCACAGCAUGUAAACGAUGCACAGAUUGCCUUACAAAGAGCCGAAAAAGAUAUCUCCGUUUCUUAUGUUGAUAGCGCGGAAACUACUGUACACCAAAAUGGAUCUUCAUCCCAAAGUGAGGACGAAUUGGUUGAGGAGGGAAAGUUGAUUCAAGGAAAUUCAGGUGGUGUUGUUAUUGAAUGGGACAUAGAUGUGCAAAUUGAGGCUGCUUCUUUGGUUACUACUGUGCCUUUUCCAGGUACCCAGUUUGAUGAAUCUGGCCAGAGUUUUGAAGGACCAAGUUUAUCUUCUGAUAGUGAUCAAGAGAAUGGAAAAAUAAGUUUAGAGUCGUCAAAAGAUACUGAAAUAGAUUCAGAAAAGUCAAAGAACAUGGCGCAAACAAAAAAGCAAGAUUUACAGAAGGAUUUGAGGAGGGAAGGAUCACCAUUUAAUGCUCCAAAAGCAUUGCUGAAGAAAUCUUCUCGUUUCUUCUCUGCAUCAUAUUUCUCUUCAGAUGGGACUGAGUUCACACCAGCAUCCCUUUUCCAUGGUCUUAUUGAGUCUGCAAGGAAGCAUUUGCCUAAGCUCGUCGUUGGCUCAUUGCUCAUUGGAGCCGGGAUUACCUUUUAUUUCAGUCGGGCGGAGAGAAUUAACCAGCUAUUUCUGCAACCAGAUAUCAUUACCACUAGUAUUGACGAAGUCUCAUCAAAUACAAAGCCUUUAAUUCGUCAAAUAUGGAAAUUGCCUAAGAGAGUUAAGAAACUAAUGGAGAUGAUUCCUCAUCAAGAGGUAAAUGAGGAGGAAGCUUCUCUUUUUGACAUGUUGUGGUUGCUGCUUGCAAGCGUCAUAUUUGUGCCUAUAUUCCAGAAAAUACCUGGAGGCAGUCCUGUUCUUGGAUAUUUGACUGCUGGCAUCUUGAUUGGACCUUAUGGUCUCUCUAUUAUUCGUCAUGUACAUGGAACAAAGGCGAUAGCUGAAUUUGGUGUUGUUUUCUUGAUGUUUAACAUUGGCCUGGAGCUUUCCGUUGAAAGACUGAGUUCUAUGAAGAAAUAUGUUUUUGGUUUGGGCUCUGCUCAGGUCUUGGUGACAGCAGUGGUGGUUGGCUUAGUUUCUCGCUUUAUUGCAGGUCAGCCCGGUCCUGCUGCAAUUGUCAUUGGGAAUGGCUUGGCAUUAUCUUCCACUGCUGUUGUCCUUCAGGUAUUGCAAGAACGGGGUGAGAGCACGUCACGCCAUGGACGAGCUACAUUUUCUGUUUUGCUUUUCCAGGAUUUGGCUGUUGUGGUUUUGCUGAUACUCAUUCCUCUUAUUUCACCGAAUUCAUCUAAAGGGGGGGUUGGUUUCCAAGCAAUUGCUGAAGCUCUUGGAUUAGCUGCUGUGAAGGCUAUUGUUGCAAUUACUGCCAUAAUUGCUGGAGGGCGCUUGCUACUUCGGCCAAUUUAUAAGCAAGUUGCGGAGAAUCAAAAUGCUGAGAUAUUCUCUGCAAACACGCUCCUUGUUAUUUUGGGAACUAGUCUCCUUACAGCUAGGGCUGGCCUUUCCAUGGCAUUGGGAGCGUUUUUGGCUGGUUUGCUUCUUGCGGAAACGGAAUUUUCUUUACAGGUUGAAUCAGAUAUUGCUCCAUAUCGUGGCCUUUUAUUGGGUUUGUUCUUCAUGACGGUUGGAAUGUCUAUUGAUCCAAACCUUCUUGUUUCAAAUUUUCCAGUAAUUAUGGGGACAUUAGCUCUUUUAAUUGGUGGCAAGACUAUAUUGGUUGCUGUAGUAGGUAGACUUUUUGGUAUUUCAAUCAUAUCUGCAAUAAGAGUUGGCCUUCUACUUGCUCCGGGUGGAGAGUUCGCAUUUGUGGCUUUUGGUGAAGCUGUUAAUCAGGGUAUAAUGUCUUCUCAGAUGUCAUCUUUGCUGUUUCUUGUGGUAGGGGUAUCAAUGGCCCUCACCCCAUGGUUAGCUGCUGGAGGCCAGUUACUAGCCUCUCGUUUUGAGCUGCAUGAUGUGCGGAGUUUGUUACCUGUAGAGAGUGAGACAGAUGAUUUGCAGGACCAUAUCAUUAUCUGUGGAUUUGGACGUGUUGGCCAGAUCAUUGCACAGCUUCUUUCAGAACGGCUUAUUCCAUUUGUUGCUCUUGAUGUGAGGAGUGACCGAGUAGCAGUUGGCCGUGCACUUGAUCUUCCCGUGUAUUUUGGUGAUGCUGGUAGUCGAGAGGUGCUCCAUAAAGUUGGUGCUGAAAGAGCAUGUGCAGCAGCAAUAACUUUAGAUACCCCUGGUGCAAACUAUAGAACAGUGUGGGCUUUGAGCAAGUAUUUCCCUAAUGUCAAGACAUUUGUCCGUGCUCAUGACGUUGAUCAUGGACUCAAUUUGGAAAAGGCGGGAGCAACAGCGGUUGUCCCCGAGACCUUGGAACCUAGUCUCCAACUAGCUGCUGCUGUUCUUGCACAGGCUAAACUGCCCAUGUCAGAAAUAGCAGCUACUAUCAAUGAGUUUAGGUCCCGCCAUCUUUCUGAGCUUACUGAGCUCUCUGAAGCAAGUGGAAGCUCUCUUGGUUACGGAUACUCUCAGAUCAUGAGUAAACCCAAAUCUCAACCCUCUGAUUCUUCAGAUGAUAAUGAAAUCACCGAAGGAGCACUAGUCAUAUAACCCAUCACCCAAAGCAAAGAAUUGACAUAAUAAUAUUAAAAAACAGAUCACAAAGAACUGUACAGCGGUUUACUUGAACCCUUUGGUAUAAAUUGUACAGAAAUAUAGCCGAAUUAGUGGCAGUAGCAGACACAUUUGUUGAUCGGCCACAUGGACAUUUUUGUUCCGAUAAUGCCCUGUGUGAGAGGGGAGACUGCUCUUUUUCUUUCUUCAAUUGUAUUCCGAUUUGAUAAAUUUUGGUAGGCCCUCGUUAAACUGUCUAAAAGGACUUUCUUGUCUCACUAAUCACAUUGCAUUCCAUAAUCUUAGAGUACUUUCUUAGCUUUUAGUUUUGAUCAUGCUGGAUAAUGCAAAUGGUCAAAAGGGUAUGAUGCUACAUAUAGAGAAACUGUUUUUGUGAGAAAA
Messenger RNA from Camellia sinensis, 4343 nucleotides. The record is from RefSeq and is a predicted model, not a curated record. NCBI's taxonomy places the organism in Eukaryota, Viridiplantae, Streptophyta, Magnoliopsida, Ericales, Theaceae.